AACAGGUGUCACCGUCACUGUUCCUUAGCGCCUCCGCAAAUGGUAACGUUUCUCCGCCGUGGAAAAAAAUGAGCGACUUAGGUCAAUUUCGCUAAUCAAAAAGCUGUCUUUUUUUACUUCCACAUGAUUGCCUCCUUCUCCUUCUCCACACUCCAAAUCUCCAUCCCAGAUUCGAUUCCUUCUUCUCCUCGAUUUCUUCCGCUUGGUCAACACCAGCUCCGGUUCCGAUUUCGCGCUCGACCCAAGAAUCUCGAUCAUAUGGAGUUGAUGAAGCGCCUCGGAAUCGGUUGCUUUGCGGCGAAGCAUAGCACAAGGGAGAUGAAGACGGAGAAGGACAGCGGCGGAGAGGAUCUGUUCGUGGAGUCUGCAGCGAAGCCGGAUCAUUUGGUGGUCAUGGUGAACGGUAUCAUCGGAAGUUCGGCGGAUUGGAAGUAUGCGGCGGAGCAGUUCGUGAAGAAGUUCCCGGACAAAGUACUUGUGCACCGUAGUGAGAGUAAUAGUGCAACCUUGACCUUUGAUGGUGUUGAUAUGAUGGGUGAAAGGCUAGCCAAUGAGAUCUAACGAUUUCAUAGGACUGGGUUGAAGAAGAUCUCAUUUGUGGCUCAUUCGCUAGGAGGUCUUGUUGCAAGAUAUGCGGUAGGGAAGCUGUAUGAAAAGCCAGGGGAAGCCAACUCUUUGGAGUCUCCUUCAAAGGCCAAGAGCGGCGUAAUAGCUGGGUUAGAACCUAUGAACUUUAUAACUUUCGCAACGCCUCAUCUUGGUUCCAGGGGACAUAGACAGUUCCCGAUUCUCUGUGGCCUUCCUUUUCUUGAAAGAACAGCAUCCCAAACCGCUCACUUGGCUGCUGGGAGGACCGGAAAGCAUUUGUUUCUGGUGGACAACGAUGAUGGGAAUCUCCCACUUCUUAUCCGGAUGGCUACUGAUUCUUUUAACUUCAAAUUCAUAUCGGCUUUAAAUGCUUUCAAGCGGCGUGUGGCUUAUGCAAACGUGAACUUCGAUUACAUGGUUGGAUGGAGGACAUCUUCUAUUCGCCGUCCAAAUGAGCUCCCAAAGCCAAAUCUUCUAGCAACUGAUCCAAACUAUCCACACAUUGUAUACGUAGAACAUGGAAAUGUAGAUAAUGGUAGUUGCAAGUCAACCUCUGCAGUAGUAAAAGAUGAAAACACUGAUCUUGAAGAGGAAAUGCUACAUGGGCUUGGUCAACUAUCUUGGGAAAGAGUAGAUGUAAGCUUUCACAACAGCAAGCAACGAUACGUAGCUCAUAAUACCAUUCAGGUGAAGACAUAUUGGUUACAUUCUGAUGGUAAAGAUGUUGUCUUUCACAUGAUGGAUCAUUUCUGUCUCUAGCCCCCAAACAUUUUCAUCCAACUGUUCACCCACAGUUUCAACCGCUGCAAUUAAGUCAGCAAUGUAAGAAGGUGGAUAAGGAUUACAAACUUCUCUCAUUUUUUUUUUGGUUUGGUUAUUUGUAUCAUAUGAUGCUUACAUUACAUAUCAUGGUUAAGUUCUUGCGACUUAACCUUUGUGUUUAUUUGAAAUGUAUUAUAUUCUGUGCGAACGAUGAAUCUGUACAGAUCUAGUCGUUCUUUGUAAAACUUA
Molecule: messenger RNA, 1599 nt
Organism: Brassica oleracea var. oleracea
Lineage: Eukaryota; Viridiplantae; Streptophyta; Magnoliopsida; Brassicales; Brassicaceae
Product: putative lipase ROG1
Exons: 10
Source: RefSeq, a predicted model, not a curated record